Molecule: messenger RNA, 5403 nt
Organism: Blepharisma stoltei
Lineage: Eukaryota; Ciliophora; Heterotrichea; Heterotrichida; Blepharismidae
Source: the annotation of a GenBank genome assembly
AUGCUAGCUCUUUUCUGUUACUCAUUUAGGAACUUUCCUAUAUUAUUUGCGCUCUUUCAAUUAUCAACUGCGCUAGAAGUAAUCGUGACUUAUCAAGAAUUUCGUAUAAUCAUUUUAAGUUUUUGCUUCCAUGCUCCAUCAUUCAUAGAAGAUCUAUGGAAACUUUGAUUAUAGGCCACAAAUAAUAUACAAAAGCACAGUAAAUAUUCUGGAAGGUUAUAGUUCAUAUGAAUGGAGCCAAGAGUCUGUUUCAGAAAUCAGUCACUUGCAUGAAACUGUAAUCGACUGACACCUGUGCAAUGUUUCAAGGAUUUCUCUGUGUAUAGAUGAAUUUCCAGAUUCAUUGAUAAUCCUUGAUUUGUCAACCGACCUUGAUACUCAGUAUUAUGUCGCUCAAAUUUGCAAAAAUAAUUUUUUAAUUCAUUUGGCUCUCCAAGAAAAAUUUGUAUAUAAGAAUGAUUGGACUUUUUCGGUUUUGCCAUCAAAGAGCAAACAAAUAGAAGCGUUUUUGGCUGUUUUAAGCUAUUUUGAGUGGAAAGAAGGAAUUCUGUUUUUAAACAAAGAAAACUACGAAGAAAAAAAAGAAAUUCUAUAUAUUUUUAGGUGUUUUGCAAUAAAAUCGAUAUGCAAUUUUUUUUUAAUCUUGUAAGAAUUGUUUUUUAACGAUCAAAAUGAUUUUGGUCUUUAUAUUGGAUAUAAAAAAUAUAAAUAAAGUAUAGAAUUUUCUUCGAAAUUUAAUAUUUUAGACUCUGAAGAAAGCACAAGUUAUUAUGAACUAGUGCACAAACUUGCCUUUCGCUUAGGAGCAACACUUUAUUACAUUUUUACUGAUUCGAAAGAGUCUUUAGAAAUCCAAAACUUACUAAAAAAUAUGAAACUUUUAACAGUAGGAAAUGGUAUUAUUUUAAACCAAAAAAGCGGAUAUGACUGCAUUAUAACCCAGUAACCUGCUUAGAUGAUCCUGGGCUGUAAGAAUGUAGCGCAACUCCCCAAGUUAGUUCUUCAGGCCAUGCUAGUGAGCCAACUUGGGGAAUUGACAAAUGCCUAGCAUCAGACUUAUUUGUCAACUCCCCUAGUUGGUUCGUCAGCUUGAGCUGGAGAACCAACUCAGGGAGUUGCGCAGCAUUCUCCCCAGCCUAGGACCAUCUAAGCGGGUUUCUGCGCAUUAUUGAUGGAGCUUUAAUAAUUACUGACUUUGGGCAGGAGUUGGUGACCUCUUCAAUAAAAUACUAUAAAAACUCGAUAUCAAAUAUAUUUUCUUAUAUUUUAAAUCUACCUCUAGAAGAAACUGCACAAGAUACUAUUUCUGUACUUAAACUAAACCUGAAAAAUUAUCACCAAAACGCCAAUUUUUCCUUAUUCCUCACCUUAAUUAUACUUUAUAUAUUUCUUAAAAAAAAUAUAUAUCAUCAUUAUUACUAAUUAUUAUUUUUUAAAUAAAAAAUUUUUUUUUUCUAAUGAUGGGUGGAAGAUUAGUUAACAUUCAGAAUAGAGAAAGGGUAAUUGUUGGAUCCAUUAUAAAUAAUAGCAUUACUCUGUCAAAAGAUUUAAUAUUUCCAGGCAGUUCAAAAAGCAAUCCAAAAUCAACCAAAAAAAUUCUAAAUUUAAGCAUAAAUGCAGGACCUACUAAUCCAAAUGCAGCACCUGUUACAACUGGCGUAAUAGGAUCUUGUUGCAUGCCAUCUGAUUGGAAAUCUCAUUGGAAUUUUUGGUCUAUCUUUUUGUUUGUGAACCUUUUACAUAUUUUGAACGAUUUUCCUAUGCAAAUUUCUCACAAGGAAAAAGUUCAUGAAAAAAAUGUUCUGAGCGAAUAACUUCAAAGGAUCUAGAGGUGCAUUUGUAAUUAAAGACAAAAUUAACGAAGGAAGCAGUGAGCUUUUAUCAAACUUUCAGCUAGAAUUUUUCAACUAUAACUGUGGUGCAACUAUAUUAAACCCCCAAAAUUUACCGAUAAAUUUUCACUUAUUUUCCUUACUGGCAAUGUCAAUAAAAAACUCAUAUUUUUAAUUAUACAUUUUCUUACAGCUGCUUCCAAAAAGAUAUGGAUAAAUUUGGGGUCGCUCAUGUAUCAUCGCAUGGCUCACCAGUUGCUAUUGGAGCUCUACAGAUAUUCAAGCAGCUAAAUCUAACCUUUCCAGUUAUUGGGACAACUAAUAGUGAUUUCAUAUUGAACUCUACUGCAAAAUACCCUAUGUUUACUCGUGUUGGAUUUUCUACUUCUUAUGUCUCAAUAUUGACUGCGGUUUUGCUUCGAGCCAUGGGAUGAAAAAAAGCUGCACUUUUAAGCCAUGAUGACAUUAACUUAACUUAUUGAGAAGUUCGCCGUAAUUCCCACCUAAGGGCCUGCCUCCACCCGUAAUGCUUCACUCGGCUGCUCACCACCACCAUCUCGCGGCCUUCAAAGUGUUGCUCCUUCUGGACGAGGAUGUGCACUCGCUACCCGAAAUUGGAUGAGUUGCGCCACCAUGCAUUACAUCAACAGAGUUGUCCUUUCCGAAAAUUUGAAAAACAAAUUUCCUGAUCGAACUGUCGGCCAAAAUGGUAAUCCAAAGCCAGGGACAUAACGCUCAGUUUCACGCUAGGAAGUUACCCGAUUGACCAAGUGGGUGUCCUUGGUAUAGCUGAGCCUCCCCUUUCCAACCUUGGAAACCAUUUCCCCUGAGGUAAAAACCCUGACAUCAGAAUGAGCUACGGUCAACCAAAUUUAACGUGCUCCACUGUACCAAGGAAAAACCUAGCCGGAUACACACAUCGAGCCCCAAAUUCCUUCCACAAGGUCCCCGACAUAUUGGGCUACAGGUGUUGAGAAAAAGGGAUGGUUCGCCAUCGCCAUUUUAAUGUAUAUACACUUUUAAGCCAUAAUGACAGUUGGGGAUCUCAAAGAAUUUAUUACUUACCCCCCAUUUAAAUUGGAGCAAAUCAUCGGUAAAUUUGCGUUUUUUUGGCACUUUAACCCCUUUAAAUUAGAACAAUUAUUUUAAUAGGAAAAUUUUAUCGAUCAAAAUCCUAAUUUUUAUAAUAUUUGUUUCGACAUAAUUUAACCCCCUUAAAAUUGGAACAGAAUUUUUUGUUCCAAUUAAACAAAGGAGUUAAGUAUGGGGGCAAGAUUAACCCACCUCGAAAUAAUAAACCCAGAAAAUACCUGAACUAUACCGCCUAAUCUUGACAGAGAAGGCUUAAAAAAUUACACUCAUAUAAUUCAAGGGAUUAUUAAUAGCCAAGCCAGGCUAUUAAUUUAUUCUAUUCAAUAUCCAAUGAGUAAUUAUGUACUAGAAAUGUUCUAUGAUUUAGGCUUAAGAAAAGGCGAUUUGGUUAUGUUUUCAGUUUUGCCAGACACUUUGAUAAGUAUAGGAAACAAUGAUACAUAUAGGCAUAAAAGGGUUGAAAUUGGAAUCCCUAUGAUCGAUUUGCAAUUGCAAAAUUGAGUAGGUGAGGUUGGGAGAGAUGUGAAAAAUAGGAUAAUUUCUACUUAUAAAGAGCCUCCGAAUGGCUAUUCGUGUAAUUAUGCAGAUGGAGCUUAUCUGAUUGCUUAUGCCUUAGAUUAUAUGAUAAAUAGAGGGCAAGACUAUAAUGAUCCUUUUAAGUUAGAAGCUACUAUAAGUUAAAGUUAAAAGUUCUACACACAGCCAUAAGCAGUGACUCCUACUAGCCGGACUACCUUGACUAUAGGCGAGAUGGCCUACGCUUGGUACAUAUGUACCUGUACCUUAGGUAAGACCCAACCAAAAUUCCACCCUCUUGAUUUUUCUAGCGAAACUCACAUAAGCUAGAGCCACCCACUGUUGGUUGACCGGAUAAUUCCGAUAGACUUAAACUAUGUGAGAGGCAAAACCUUCUAGCCCAUCUGACAGGACAAGAAAAUCUUCGGGGAGAAGCAAAACUUCCCCUACUCCAGGAAACGCCUAGGCCAUAUUUUCAGAUUCAUUACAGGAAGUGCGCCUCGAGACCAAUUUUCAUAAAGGUGACCAUUUUAUUUCUUAAGCUACUAUAAGGAAUCAACAAUUUUAUGGAUGCACUGGAAGAGUCUCAAUAGAAAAAGGGAGCAAUGACCGUGCAACUGAUGCACUUGAUAUAGGAGUAAAUAAGCUAAAUCCUGAUGGAACUUUAUCAAUUCAAUUAAUUGGAAGCUACAAACCUUAUAGCACACAAGUUCUAAAAUACACGACACCGAUGAUUUAUGCUGGUGGCACUACCAUAAAGCCUAAUGAUUUAAGAGAUGAAAAUAGUAAAUGUCCAUUCUCUACCAGACUAGUAAAAACUUUUGUAAAAGGUCGAGAGCUUCUUUUUGGGAUUUGCUUUGGCAUAGUUUUAAUCACAAUUGUUAUAACAGUUUUUAUAUGGAAAACAUGGUGAAAUAUUCCAAUAGAGAUGCUUAACAAAAAGGAAGAAAUUAGUAUGCAAGACAUGGUUGUAGGGAUAACCAUUGCUGUUGAGUUUUUCCAGUAUGCUGCAAUGGGACCUGAUUUUUCACUUAUAAGCUCUACUUUAUCGAAAGUGAGUGAUGCUUUUUCUUUAAAUUUAGAUGAUUUAUUAGAGCUGAAAAAUGGAGUUUUUUGGAUUGUAGUAAAUAUUGUGUUUGGAGGAAUUGGGUUAUGGAUAGUCCUUUGCUUAGUCGUUUUAUUAAGACUUGAUGAAAAACAGUUUUGUCCUACAAUAUUCCAGAACUUGUCAAUACUUGCAGACUAUUUAAUGCCGAUUUUAGGAAAUUUGUGCUUUAUUCCUUUUGUCUCAAUUUGUUUAGAUAUUUUUAUAUGCGAUCAGUCAAUUGGCAAUAAUUUUACUGACAGCUUUUUAUCCAAGGACUGCUAUUAUUUUUGCUGGAAAGAUGAGCAUUUAGUAUAUUCAAUAAUAUCUUUUAUUGCUCUGAUAUUAUAUGAACCUUUAGCUGUAUUUUGCAGGCCACUCUGGCAAGAAUUGCAACCAAUGCUCCAUGUAAAAGCAGUUCCACUGUUUUUGAUGGUUAAAACAAUCGUGCAAGUGAUUUUAAUCGUGAUAAAUAAAACAGUGAAAAGGUCUGAAGAGAUUGCUCAUGGGAUUCUAUUUAUUGCAGUCAUGAUUUUUUAUAUUUUAUUUAUUUUUAAAUUCAAGCCUUAUAACUAUCAAAGAUUUAGCUGGUGGCAAGGACUCUCAUUAAUUGGAGUCUGCUGGCUAGCUAUUUUAUCAACAAUUGGGUUGAUUGCUAAUGAAGGCUAUAUUCCCCUAUUGACUAUUUUAAUAAUAGGAUGGCUCAUUAUAGCAAUAAUUGGUCUUUAUGUUCAGAAAAAAAGAUAUCCAAGCUUGCUAUUUAGAAAAAAAGGAAAAGAUACCUCAACAUUGUUUAAAUUUGCUUUUACUCUUGGCAAGCAUUCAAAACUGAAUUUAACUAAAAUAUCUCCAAAUGAAGGCAAAAAACUUAGUUAUUAA